GCGAAAAGCCUUAUGAACUUGUGAAUGCAAAAAUUGAUACCGAUCUUCUCGUCAUACAACUAUCCUUAAGCUACCGUGAAGAUGCUCUGUUCAAGGCUUGGACAUAUUACAACAUAGCAACCCUCAAUUUCGAAAUUGAUCAGCUCCUGUACGACUUUUCGCGACGAUUUGCUUCUCCUGCGGAAAGGUUC
Molecule: messenger RNA, 191 nt
Organism: Acaulospora morrowiae
Lineage: Eukaryota; Fungi; Glomeromycota; Glomeromycetes; Diversisporales; Acaulosporaceae
Source: the annotation of a GenBank genome assembly